Bicyclus anynana (squinting bush brown) is the source of this 2752-nucleotide messenger RNA. RefSeq lists its product as uncharacterized. The record is from RefSeq and is a predicted model, not a curated record. The coding region runs from base 1605 to 2627 and encodes 340 amino acids. The transcript is spliced from 9 exons. NCBI's taxonomy places the organism in Eukaryota, Metazoa, Arthropoda, Insecta, Lepidoptera, Nymphalidae.
UAAACUUAGUGUAAAUAAAAACAUUUUGGACAUUUUCGUUGUAAAUAUACGUUAUACCUAGUGCAAAUGAAACACAUUUUGAACAUUUUCGUCUUAAAUAUAGGUUAUAAUAGGUAAUAAUAUACCAAGUGUAAAUAAUAAUAUUUUUGGACAUUUCAAGUUUUAAACACUGAAAAGUUUUUAUAUGCUUAGUGAAAAGUAAUAUUUUGAUAAAAAUGGAAAUAUCGGCAAGGCUGUGUGUAAAAUAUGCAAAGGAACCUAUAGCUAUAAAUAUACCAUAGCUAAUCUGAUAAACAACCUAAAACGUAAGCAUGUGAGUUUAUACCUUUCCCUACCCUCUCAAGUGCGUAAAUCUAAGGCAGAAUCGACUUUGCAACGAAUGCCUGAACCUCAAGCGAGUCACAGUGGUAUCGUAAAACCAAUUGAGGUGCCGUUGCCGUCAGUUGUUACAUCAUUAAAUUUGAAACGAAAAAACGACACACCAUGGACAGUUACGUGCCUAAAAAAAUUUCAAAAGAACAAAAGCAAUUGACUGACCGCGAUGUUUUGGAGUUAUGUAUAGACUCUUUUCACCCCUUAGGAUAGUUGAGGAACGCUCGCUCAAAAAAUUGAUGCGUUGCAUUUUUUUCAUGAAAGUACGCCAGCUACAGAAAAAUUGAACGAACAAAAAAUUUCAAAAGGUAAAACGCCAAAACGUCUAAUACAUACUAUAGAAACCAGGUGGAAUUCCAUAUUUUUUAUGUUAGAAAGAGUUACCGAAUUAAAAGACGAAAUUAAAAUCACGAUGGUUCUUUUGCAUAAUUCUAAUUUUCCAAUCAUAAGUGAGAAAGAGUGGACACUGUUUUAUAAACUGUGCAAAAUUUUAAAACCAUUCGAAGAAAUUGCGGCCUGUAUGAGUGGCGAAAGAUACGUUGCUGCUAGUGAGGUGAUUUAUCUUGACGAGUCGCUACAAAACGGUUUUGAAAAACCGUUUUUUCUUGUUAAAGAAUACAUUACGUUUCGUUUUACCAAAUUCGUGAAACGACCCAGUACUACCAAAAAGCAAUGCAAGAAAUUAUUUCAUUGAGCGAAAUGGAAGCCCAGCUGCUCCAGACGAAGCUGAGAGAAGAACCCACGCAGGGAUGGUCAGACCACUUCACUUCUGGCGGCAGAGGCUGCGGAUCGCAGCCCUGUCCUGUAUGGAGCCCAAGAAGUCACUAAGUGUCUACCUGCGAGACCAGGACGGAGACCUUCCUGAAAAGGACGUCCUGGCGGCCAUAUACGACCAAAAUCCACGCCCCUCAACAGACGCCUCAAGUUUGGCCGUACAGACGCCGCCACCCACAAAACGGCGUCGAGGUCCUGCCCAGCGCGCGGAUUCGCCGAGGAAAGGGCCGUAGCAACUAAGGCUAAGCUCAGGAUUGGACAAUUAAACCCGAAUGGCUCAAUCAGGAAAUUGUAGCAUGUCCAGCAGUGGACGUCUAUCGGCUGAUAAGGUAAGGUACAAAUCGCUUAGUCACCGAUGUUAUCGAUUUAAUUGUUGUACAAAUUGGUUGAGUUUAACGAUAUUUUUAACCAAUUAUAAUUUAUUACAAAGCGCAGUAGUUUAGUGACCAUCAACUGCAAUGGCGAUUAAAAUAUGUUGUUUUUUGUUAACAACGCUACACUUGGCCUCAGGCAGCAACGAUGGCUUAUCGUCGUUUCAACUACUUGCGCGGCUUUCAUUCCCUACUGUGGAAACUAAACCAUACAACAUGCCGAGCACGAAGGAGAUAGAUCCCAAACGUAGCUAUGCCGACGAGAAAUUCGAGAAAUUGAUGGAGUACACGAAUUAUAUGAGCGCGCGAAUAAAGGAGCCACACAAUCCGACUGAGCGUAACCAGAUCUUGGAGUCGUCUCAAAAGAAGCUGUUCGCAUUCAUAGACACCCACAUAAAGGACUUGAAGCGGCUGCUCUUCGAAACAGACAUGGCACUAAUGUCGAUGGUACUGCUAAAACUGAACAAGAAAAUGGAUACUUCGGAGGCGAAGAUAAAAUCGACGCAGGCGAAAAUACCAUUCGGACUGUACACAAGCCCUGAGUUCAAAUGCCUUGGCACAUCGUACUACAUCGCAUCACCACAUAACCAAGAAGACGUACAAAUGAUCCUGUCCAGCGAGAGGAAGCCACAUUGCUACACGUUUAGAGGGGCUUUCGCGUUUAGUGGAUUUUACCACCGACACUCUGAGACCACUUACGUGGGACCCCACGCCGAGCAGUUCCAGGCCAAGGACCCUAGCCAAGGCCUGUAUUGCCACUCAGACGAUAGCUGGAGCGACGCACAGUGCAUUUACAAAAUAAACCCGAGAGAAGAGUUCCCGGAGUCGGUGGAGUACGAACCCAAAGUGUCGUACUGGUGCGGUCCGUACCGGUACUUCAUCCCAGCUACCACAGACGUGAGAUGUAUCUUCUCCAUAUUCUCCAUGAACUUCAUACUACGGUUUGGAUACGACGGCGUUACUUACAAGAGCUCAGACUUGUCAUUUAUGUACCAGAACGGGCAGGUAUUCUACACGGACGAGCCGUGGGCCGGCAUGUCGUGCUGGAACUGGGCCUGCAAGUGGCGCCACAACCAGAACCAGCGCUCCAACGAGUUCUUCGUCAACUAGUGACCAUUAUUAACAUUUAAUAAAAAAAAAUUAAAAAAAAGGCAUUUUUUUUAAUUUAUUCUUAACUAGCGGACGCCCGCGACUUCGUCCGCGUGAAAGUCGUUGUAAACUUUCAACUACCUCUA